AUGGUUAUGAUAAUUUAAAAUGUAAUCUUUGUAGUUUAAUAAUAGAGAUUCGAUUCAAUAAUAUAAAAAAGGAAAAUAUAAUAGAUAGGAUUGAAUUAAAAAUUGGAUAAUAUCCUACUAAAGCCAGAUAAAAGUAUUAAGUUAGACCAUCUAUGGCUCCAGGAUAUUUUUAUUAAAUCGAUGUUUCAGCCAAAAGUGAAGUACAUUUUUAGGUAUUAUAGGACUAGCAAUGAAUGA
Paramecium sonneborni is the source of this 237-nucleotide messenger RNA. The record is from the annotation of a GenBank genome assembly. NCBI's taxonomy places the organism in Eukaryota, Ciliophora, Oligohymenophorea, Peniculida, Parameciidae.